AUGUUACCACAGCCUAUAAAUAUCCAAAACUGGAUCAAAGAAAAUGAACAUUUAUUACAACCACCUGUUAACAAUUUCUGUUUACAUAGAGGUGGUUUCACAGUGAUGAUUGUUGGUGGACCAAACGAGCGUACUGAUUAUCAUGUGAAUCAAACACCAGAGUGGUUUUAUAUGUACAAAGGUGAUAUGACUCUUAAAGUUGUUGAUGACAAUCAAUUUAGAGAUAUCACUAUUCGUGAAGGUGAUUCAUUUUUAUUACCAGGAAACACACCACACAAUCCGGUAAGAUAUGCUGAUACUAUAGGUAUAGUUGUUGAACAAGAUAGACCUGAAGGUGUUGAUGAUCAAAUUAGAUGGUAUUGCACUAAUUGUUCUGAAAUUGUUCAUAAUAUUACAUUCCACUGUACCAAUUUAGGUACACAAGUUAAAGAAGCUAUAUUAAGUUUUGAUGGUGACAUUGAAUCAAGAACUUGUAAGAAAUGUGGUACAUUAAACUACUCAAAACCUCAAUGA
This is a messenger RNA of Hansenula ciferrii, 513 nucleotides long. RefSeq names its product 3-hydroxyanthranilate 3,4-dioxygenase (gene BNA1). The record is from RefSeq and is a predicted model, not a curated record. Gene Ontology annotation, molecular function: 3-hydroxyanthranilate 3,4-dioxygenase activity; iron ion binding. Bases 1 to 513 code for a protein of 170 amino acids. Gene Ontology annotation, biological process: quinolinate metabolic process; 'de novo' NAD+ biosynthetic process from L-tryptophan. Gene Ontology annotation, cellular component: cytoplasm. The transcript is spliced from 2 exons. NCBI's taxonomy places the organism in Eukaryota, Fungi, Ascomycota, Saccharomycetes, Phaffomycetales, Wickerhamomycetaceae.